This is a messenger RNA of Manihot esculenta (cassava), 798 nucleotides long. RefSeq names its product nucleolar protein 16. Bases 65 to 637 code for a protein of 190 amino acids. Lineage: Eukaryota; Viridiplantae; Streptophyta; Magnoliopsida; Malpighiales; Euphorbiaceae. The record is from RefSeq and is a predicted model, not a curated record. The transcript is spliced from 3 exons. Gene Ontology annotation, cellular component: nucleolus. Gene Ontology annotation, biological process: ribosomal large subunit biogenesis.
AACCCUGCGGAAACCCUAGCAGUCCGACGAGUACCAACAAACAGACGCAGAGUUAGAGAGAGAGAUGGGAAGGUCUAGAAGAAAAUACAAGGCGUCAAGGCAUAAGGUUAAGGUUAGCCUACCGAAGAAGAACCCACGCGUCUUCAAGCCAGCCUUCAAUCUUCCUCCUAAACUUCGCUCUAUCUCCAACGCCGAUUACUCCAAAUGGGACGACAAGGCCAGCGUCAUACAGAACUACAAAUCCUUCGGUGUUGUUUCCAACCCUAACUUUCUUGGAAUUCGGUCUCGUACUUCUCACAUCAUUCAGAACGAAUCACUCCAAGUCCCUGAUCCCCCAAAGUCCGAGGGUGCCGCAGACGAAUUCGAACCCUUUGAUUCCGGCAGCGAUCUUGAGGAAGAUGAUUUGAAAUCAGCCCUUGGGAAGAAGCGGCGGGAUGGGAAAAGUGCUGCUCCACAACCACUGACGACCAUUCAACGUGUUCAUAUUGGUCGGCUAAUUGAGAAAUAUGGAGAUAACUACCAGGUCAUGUUCAUGGAUUCAAAAUUAAAUGUGAUGCAGCAUUCAAUUGCAACUCUUGAGAAAUUGUGCAAAAGAUAUCAUUCAUAUAAAGAUAAAAGCCCAUUGAUUUUGUCUUGAUUGAAAUUGAGGUUGUUUAGUCCACUGAUGUUGUAGUAAGUAUAAUGUGAGAUGCAGUACUUGUCCCAGGAUUAUUUCUGAGUUUUAUGUCUUAGAUCUUCAUUUUUUUGCCUCAUAUUUGUAAGUGUAUACAACCCUCUUAUAACUUCUCUUUUCUUUUA